Messenger RNA from Cryptomeria japonica (Japanese cedar), 5394 nucleotides. RefSeq names its product pentatricopeptide repeat-containing protein At3g26782, mitochondrial. The coding region runs from base 349 to 2796 and encodes 815 amino acids. Gene Ontology annotation, molecular function: zinc ion binding; RNA binding; protein binding. The record is from RefSeq and is a predicted model, not a curated record. Gene Ontology annotation, biological process: RNA modification. NCBI's taxonomy places the organism in Eukaryota, Viridiplantae, Streptophyta, Pinopsida, Cupressales, Cupressaceae. The transcript is spliced from 2 exons.
CACUGGUAUGGAUCUACCUUGAACCAUAUGUUGUAUGUUUUGAACUGGUAUGGAUAUACCUUAAUCAUAUGGCUCAUAUAUGAGCACCGUUGAUUUUGUCAGGGAUCAGUUAUACCUAUUGAACACAAUCCUGCGAAGUUUUGAAAUUGUCAUUCCACGAACUGAUGUUCUACAUUGGAGACACACUGGUGCAUACCAUCCGACGGAGGACUAAUUUUAUUAGCACUUGCCAGCAAAGUAUCUUUGGUGUUUUGAAUUUGGAUUUGAUUCACAGAAACGGAAAUCAUCUUGUGAUAUAUAAUUGCUGUAGAAUGACUAACAACAUAAUUUCCUGACAUCAAUCGUACAAUGUCCUCCAUUGGCCAUUUCAACCUCAAUCUCAGAGCACUCUGUAAAGAGGGUCGUUUGAAAGAUGCAAUGCACAUUUUGCUUACUACACAAAAUCCUCCUGUCGAUACCAACACGUACCUUCAGUUACUGCAGACUUGUGUUACCAAGAAAGCACUUUUAGAAGGUAAGCAAAUCCACUCUCACAUCAAUGAUAGGGGGUUUCCAAUAGCCACACGCACUUUGUUGCACAAUAAAGCUAUCAACAUGUAUGACAAGUGCGGAAGUCUGGUGGAUGCUCGCAAGGCUUUUGACCUCAUAGCUGAACCAGACGUCUUCUCAUGGAAUAUGAUAAUUGCAGCUUACAGAAGACAUGGGUUAGCCCAAGAGGCAUUUACCCUGUUUCACCAAAUGCCCACAACAGGUGUCCAGCCUGAUCUUUUCACAUUUGCCAGCAUCCUGCCAGUGUGUACUAAAAUGGGAUCUUUGGAACUGGGUAUGGAAAUCCAUCAAAGAAUCACAGAGAGCGGAUUCCUAUCAGAUGAUGUAGUUGUGACUUCGCUAAUAGACAUGUAUGCGAAAUGUGGAAGCAUAAACAAGGCGCACGAACUGUUUGACAAAAUGCCUCGACGAGACGCGGUUUCCUGGAAUGCAAUCAUUGGUGGAUACAACCAAAAUGGGCUUCCUGAAAAGGCGAUGGAGGUGUUUAAGAAUAUGGAAAUUGCAGCUGUAAACCCAACCUCAGGAACCUUUGCCAGCAUCCUACCAGCUUGUGCCAAACUUGGAAAUUUGGCACAGGGUAUGGAGAUCCAUGCAAGAGUAAUUGAAAGCGGGUUUCUGUCAGAUGUUGUAGUUAGGAAUAGUCUGAUAGCCCUGUAUUCUAAAUGUGGAAGCAUACGAAAAGCCUAUGAAUUGUUUGACAAAAUGGCGCAACAAGAUGCGGUUUCAUGGACGACAAUCAUUGCUGGGUAUGUACAAAAUGGGCUUGUUGGAAAGGCAUUGGAUGUUUUUAAGCAAAUGCAAUUCCAAGGUGUAAUGGCGAUCUCAGCAACUUUUGCUAGCGUACUCCGAGCAUGUGCCAAGAUGGGAGCUCUAAACCUAGGUAUGGAGAUCCAUAAAAAAAUAAUUGAAACUGAAUUUUUGUCAGAUGAUGUGGUUGUGACUGCCCUAGUAGACGUGUAUGCAAAAUGUGGAAGUAUGCGGAAGGCACGUGAGUUGUUUGAGAGAAUGCCUCAACAAGAUCUGGUAUCAUGGACUGCAAUCAUCUCUGGAUAUGUACAAAAUGGGCUCGUUGAAAAAGCCUUGGAUUUUUUUAAGCAAAUGCAAUUUGCAAGGGUUAAACCAGAUGCAUCAACUUUAGCUAGCAUCCUCCCAGCUUGUGCAAAACUUGGAGCUUUGGAUCAGGGCAUAGAGAUCCAUCUAAAAAUAAUCGAAAAUGGAUAUUUGUCAGAUGUUGUAGUUGCAAAUGCCUUGAUUGACAUGUAUGCAAAAUGUGGAAUCAUACAAAAGGCACGCAAGUUGUUUGACAGAAUGCAUAAUGCAAACUUGGUCUCCUGGACUGCAAUGUUUGCAGGAUAUGCAAUGCAUGGCUAUAGCAAGGAUGCAUUCAAACUCUUUGAACUAAUGAAAUACUCUGGAACUAACCCUGAUCAUAUUAGCUUCGUUUGCAUUUUAUAUGCAUGCAGCCAUGCAGGUCUAGUGGAUGAAGGCUGUAGAUAUUUCUACUACAUGAGUGAUACUUAUUCCAUUAUGCCUACAAUGGAUCAUUAUGUAUGCAUGGUUGACCUCCUUGGCCGCGCUGGCUAUCUUGAGGAAACCCUUAACUUUAUCAUUAAAAUGUCAAGAAAACCUGAUGUGGUUGUGUGGAUGUGUUUAUUAGGCACCUCCAGAUCACAUAAGAAUAUAGAACUAGGAGAAUUUGUGGCAUCACUCCUUUUUGAGUUGUAUCCUAAAAAUCCUGCACCUUAUGUUCUUCUGUCAAACAUUUAUGCAGAAGCAGGCAUGUGGAGUGAUCUUCAAAAGAUAAGAAAAUUGAUGAAGGAUAGAGGAAUAAAAAAGAUUCCUGGAUGUAGCUGGAUUGAAGUCAAUAAAAAUGUACAUGUUUUUUGUGUAGGAGACAGAUCGCAUCCACAGACACAGGAGAUCUAUGCAAUAUUAGAGAAGUUGAAUUGGGAGACAAAGACAACAGGGUACAUGCCAGAUACAGGACUUGCACUGAAUGAUGUUGAGGAGGAGGAGAAAAAAUCAUCCCUUUCCUACCAUAGUGAAAAGUUGGCAAUCGCAUUUGGCUUGUUAAGCACUCCUCCUGGAACAACUAUUAGAGUUGUCAAGAACCUUCGAGUAUGUGUUGAUUGCCACACUGCAAGUAAGUUUAUCUCCAAGAUUGUUGAUAGAGAAAUUGUUGUGAGGGAUGCAAACCGGUUCCAUCAUUUCAAAUGUGGACAAUGUUCUUGUGGAGAUUAUUGGUGAUGCUAAAUGAAUCGACCUAUUAACACAGGCUUAUAUUAUAACCAUUGUUAAAGUUUCACACUUGCAGUGACAAGAAGGAUUCAGGUUUCACCCUGAGGAACAGAUCAUGGAUCUACCAGCUUAUGUGCUAAAACAGAAGGGAUUUUCAAUGAAGCAAACAGAAUCAUGUCCUGGAGCAUUUUAAGGCAAAUGAGAUAUGAAAGCAGGUGCUAGAAAAGAUACAUGUCAACCUGAUGGUUUGAAGGUGCUUUGAAAUUCACCUGGAGAAUCCAUCCAUACUUACUGGAUUUGGUGUGACAUGAAACUCAAGUUGGAAGUACUCAGGGAUCCUGGAGUUUCAUUUGAGUUACAUACGGGCUUUUUGAAGUUGUCUAAAGUUUAAACAGUCAUUUGGACCAGAUUUGUAUCUUCCUUGAUAAUCAUUACAAUUUGCAUUUUUUGUCACCUAAUCAAUAUCCUUAUCAUUUUGGUUUUCUUUACCCAAUCUUUGUUAUUUUGGAGCUUCAUUUGAGUUACAUACAGCAUAUAUGAUGUUGUCUAAAUGGUCAUUCGGAUUAGAUUUUUAUCGUCCUGGGUAACCACUAAAUUUGUAUUCCAUUGUGAUUUAGUUCCUGGAUUUCCUUCUACUGUUUUUUCAAUUAAUCGAUAGAAAUUAUUGGUAAUAUUAUUUUGAAUUCCAGAGGGUUCAAAGUCUGAGAGCAAUGGGUUCUGUCUAUUGACUCCAAGAAUCCUUAUAUCAACAAUUUUUACUCCUUUCAAUGAUUAGUCAAAGGAUAUUAGGGUUUACUAUGCAAUAUAGGCUAAUUGGCCCAAAAUUACCCCAUUUAUCCCAAUGAACCAAUUAGCCCAAAGUCAAACACAUGGAGAACAUGGGACAAGGUAAUUAAGCAUUGUGAAAACAAUUGUUUUAUUUGCAUUGCUAGUUUGCGAAAGUGAUAACAAUUGGGUUAGAUUAGUCUUAAAUGAUCUUAAUUCACCCAUACAGUUCAUGUUUCGGCAAACUGAUAUAAUGAAAAUGAGGAAACUAAAUACAGUUGGCUCUAAUUAGGUCUUUUUACCCUUGGUACCUUAUUCCUCCUUUCCAUUUCCGCAUACUGGACCAAUUUUAAACAAAUAUUAACAAUUAAAAUUAAUUAAAUCAAAUUAUUGUAUUUUUUCAAUUUUUUUCCUAGUGUGACAUGAUUUGUGUUAAAAAGGGCAAUUGGGACAAGGACAUUUAAUUAUUAAAUAAGUUAAUCUCAACACAAAUAUCAUAUACUCUUAAAUCACACUAUUGAAGGUAAAUAUCCUUGUAUAAAUGCCCAUAAAAUAACAAAGUAUGUAAAUUAGAAUAUAAGUAGAUGCUCAACGAUAUCAUAAGGCAUAUCUAUAAGGGUGAAAAGUCCAUACCUUGCACUUUUAAGCUUUGGUUUACACGAGUUUAUGUGGGUGUCUUGGGUUCUUUGCCCUAGUAAAUGAUUUCAUUUGAUUUGGCCCUCCCAUUGACUACAAAUACACAUUGAUGUGUAGAAAUCAUGUUCUCCAUGCACAAAGCAUUUCCAAACUUCAAAUUGGAGUUUCCCCUCCUUGGUUCAAAACCUCAAGUGUGGUGUUAGUUCUAUAAUUGCAAGAUGGUCAACUUUGCUUAAAGUCAAAUUUUAUAAUAGAGCCCAAGUUGACCCACUUCCAACUAGUCAUUAAUCAUUGCUUCUCGUACCAAAGCAUUCAAAUUGUAUGCCUACGACAACUAUUAGAGUACACCACCCCUAGAUCAUUUCAAAUCUAUCAAUCAUUAGUAAAUCUCAAUUACACCCAUCAUCAAGACAAUUGCAUUGCAUCUAUCUCGUGGGAUCAACUUACAACCAUUACUUUGUCACGUGCAUCAACCACAUUAACAAAUAUUGAAGCAUUAGUUCUUGCACUAGGUCACUAUGACAUUCAUUGCAUUGCAUUGUGUUGUAUCAAGUUUCUAGUCUCAAAUCACCUAGUAUCAUGACAACCACAUCAUUGCUAUUUAUAUUUGUUAUUUUUCUUCCAAUCUUAUUAAAAAUGUUAAAUCAAUUAACGGGUCUUGACUAUAAUAGAGGAAAUCUAAAGGAUUCUCUAUCAUCAUACCAAGUCGCAAUGGUGUUCUUCAAUAUAUUGCCAAUCAUUUACAAAAAAAUUGCUCAUAUGGGCAUCAACAUGAGACCCAUACAAACUCUUAUGAGCACAACCAUGAGACUAACACAAGCUCUUUUUGAGCAACCACACUAGAAACCACUUAUAGAAGACAAAGAGUAGCAACUUAGAAAUUCACUUGUUUAUAAGCCACCUCCACCCUAGAAGGAAACUAUGGAAGACCAAGAGUCACAUCUUAGAAUUCCAUAUUAGAUGUCUCAUUGGAAUUUGAACCUAAAUCUCCACAACAAGAUCGUAAUAUCUAAUUAAGUUCAACUCCUUAGGCAAUGGUGUUCUUCAACACAACCAAGUUCUUUCAUCUUAUGUACAUAGAUCAAGUGAAGCUUUGUUGUAGGCUUAGAAGAUCUAAAGGCCAUUGGCUCAACAUUAUAGUAAUAGUUCUAUAUAUAGCAAAAAGGUCACUCUUGCUAUUGUAGUCUUUAACCUAGACAAAUUUUG